AUGUGCGUACAGUGCGAGCGCGAAUGGGCCAAUAUGAUAUCUCACGGCAACUACCAGGCUCAAACAUGCAAGGCGCUUGUCGAUGGCCUGGAUGUAGAGGGGCCACUAGUUGAGAUUAAAGCCCGAAUGGUGUGCGAUCUAGCUUUCAAUUUUGAAGAGGUAACCCUUGAUGAUAUUGGGUCGAUUAUUAGCACUGACGAUGACGAACAGGGCGGUGUUCUCCUAGAUCCCUUCUACGACCUCUUGGGUGAUUCAUCCAGUCAAGUGCACAAAACUGACACCUUUGCUAGCCACGAAUCUACCGACUCGAGCUCAGCACUGUUGCAUCAGAAACGUACAGAAACAGAUGCAAGCUCUUUGGAUCUGCCACCUGCCCUUGUCGACUCUUUCAUCUCAUCGCUUUCUACCUCUGAAUACUUCAGUUCUAGUUAUGAUAGCUCUGACUAUGAGAGCUCUAGUGAGGGCAGUGAUGUUCUUGAGAUGACUCUCAGUGAGGCGAUACAGGCUAACUUUGAAGAGCACUUGACUUGGCGGUCUGCUCUUACUGAUGCGGGUAUUAUCAAGCCCCGUACUUCCAGCGACGCUGUCCCAGAGGAGAGCUGUGUCCCUGAUCUGACUGAUUCCGCGGAUGAUCUGCUGGAGUUUGAGCAUACAGAACUGCCCAAUACCUCCGAGUCUGAUGAUGAGAGUGACUUUACUUUUGUUGAUGCCACUUCUGAAAUUGCAUCCAAUGAGGAUGAAUAUGCUGGUGCCGUCAGUGAAUUGGAGGACCGUUCUCCCUAUGAGUGGAUCGUUAACCUGGAACGCAACGCAGCACGAGUUGAGGCAACGGUCGCGAAGAGAAUCGAAGAGGACUACGAAAGGUACCGCCGGCAAGCUAUCAUUUCCAGCCUUCUUGAUAAAGCACUUUUCUGGAAGGACCAGGCCGACAAGCGCGAGCAAAACGCCGAGCUAGGCAUUGAGGAGGAUCCUUACCUCUGGGAUACAGAGUCUCAACUCGCAGAGCAAAUUGCUAGUAGCAGCUUCCCCGUCCUCGGCCCUAAAACUGACCACCAUGACAAGGAAAAGAUAAGUUCCAAAGCCAAAGUCCCCCUCAUGCAUAUCUACGAUAGCCCUUUCUCUGCAGACUCCGACCAGGAAGCUGAGAAGCAGGGCCUGUUUGCCUUUGCGCCUAUCGUCAACACGAGCGGUAUGUAUGAGGGUUUUAUGGAAGGUCUCUCCGCGGCAGAUGUGCAAGAUAUGGGACUACAAUUCCCCCAGCAUGUCCGCGGCUGCUGCAAUGCAGUCCCCGCCCCAUGUCACCUAUACUACGGUGCAGUGUAUGCAGCUUCCAAGGAGGCAGUAAGGAGAAAGGGCCUUGAGGAUAUCCAGCCUGCCCCCGAGCGGCGUGGCAAGUACUAUGGUAUUAUUAAGGCAAAUUCUAAGGAGGAAGCUGCCAAGCUGGACCUAAUAAAUCCCCAGCAUCCUCGCGGCUGCUGUAUCGAUGCAUUUCACUCUGUCCCACCCCGUGUUCCUCAUGUCUACUACGGCACGAUGAGCGCAGCUUCCACAGAGGAAGCUGUGAGUACGGGUAUGUAUGGAUCUCGGCCAAUACCCGACAAAGAUGGCGAAUCUUAUGGGUUUGUUGAGACGUAUUCUUUGGAGGAGGCCGAGGGAAUGGGGCCUAAGAAUAUUCAGCAUGCACAGGAGUGCUGUAGUCUGGCUCAGCUUCCUCUUCUGGAGAGGAUCCAGCACUUGUACUACGGGUAUAUGUUUGGGCCUUCUGAGGAGGCGGUUAUGCAGAAAGGACUGAAGGAUCCGCUUCUUCUUCCUGGAUUUUCUGAUAAGUUUUCUGGGGUUGUUUUUGCGUUUUCAGCGGAUGAGGCUAGGCAGACGGGCAUGUUUGAGCCGUUACGGGUUAUGUGGGAUUCUGAUGUUGCUUUGACGCCGGAUUUUGAGGAGUGA
Molecule: messenger RNA, 1944 nt
Organism: Penicillium canescens
Lineage: Eukaryota; Fungi; Ascomycota; Eurotiomycetes; Eurotiales; Aspergillaceae
Exons: 1
Coding region: 1-1944 (647 amino acids)
Source: RefSeq, a predicted model, not a curated record